Molecule: messenger RNA, 1523 nt
Organism: Nanorana parkeri
Lineage: Eukaryota; Metazoa; Chordata; Amphibia; Anura; Dicroglossidae
Gene: ATCAY
Product: ATCAY, caytaxin
Exons: 11
Biological process (GO): apoptotic process
Cellular component (GO): cytoplasm
Source: RefSeq, a predicted model, not a curated record
UUUGGUGGUAACAUAGGGGACGACUUAAACUCUUCAUCCCUGACCACAUGUGAAUCCCAUCACAAGAAAAAAACACUUGUAGCUCCAGACAUUAAUAUCUCCUUGGAUCAGAGCGAAGGCUCCCUGCAUUCUGAUGACUUCCUAGAUGCACCUGAUGACUUGGACAUCAAUAUAGAUGAUAUAGAGACUCCAGAUGAAACAGAUUCAUUGGAGUAUUUGGCCAAUGGAAAUGACCUGGAAUGGGAAGAUGACACGCCUGUUGCAAAUUCCAAGAAAAUACCUGGGUACAGCGCUGUCUUAUCUGAUGGUGAAGACGUUGAAGAGGGGGAAGCUACAAAUGGACGUCUGUGGAGAACAGUUGUUAUUGGAGAGCAGGAGCAUCGUAUUGACCUACAAAUGAUAAAACCAUAUAUGAAAGUGGUCACACAUGGAGGAUAUUAUGGCGAGGGGCUAAAUGCUAUCAUUGUAUUUGCUGCUUGUUUUCUCCCAGACAGUGGCUGCCCUGAUUACCAUUAUAUUAUGGAGAAUCUUUUUCUUUACGUGAUUAGUAGUCUGGAGUUGCUGGUGGCAGAGGAUUACUUGAUUAUUUACUUAAAUGGUGCCACACCUCGAAGGAGAAUGCCUGGUUUAGGAUGGCUGAAGAAAUGCUACCAGAUGAUUGAUAGAAGGCUAAGAAAAAAUCUGAAAUCUUUAAUUAUUGUCCACCCAUCCUGGUUUAUCAGGACAGUUUUGGCAAUCUCCAGACCAUUUAUAAGUGUGAAGUUUAUCAACAAGAUUCAGUAUGUGCAUAGCCUGGAAGAACUAGAGCAAAUUAUUCCUAUGGAAAAUGUACAUAUUCCAGAAUGCGUCUUUCAGUAUGAUGAAGAAAGAAUGAAAGCCAGGAGAGAAAGUGUUCGGGUUGAGAAAGGGUCAGGAGAAACAGAAGACUUCCCAAUGUACCGUGCGACUGCUACCAAGGUAGAAGACAACCAAGAAAGGGUUGAAUCAACAAGCUUUCCACAAUCUGAUGAUUUACCUUGCAAAUGAAUCCUUCCAAAGACUUCAAUAUAACGUCUUAGCAUGAAAUAAACAUUGAUAAAAGACUCCUGCUGCAUCCUCCAGUCCGAACCACCAUUUCAAAGGGAAUGCUGAGCCUUAAACUAUUUAUUGUCCAAGACCUUCCUUAAGUGCACUGUUUGUUCUGUGAAUAAUCAUACUUUUUCUCUUUGUGGCUAAAAAAGGAAAUGGUUUUUAAGGUGUACUUAUUUACACCAUUAUUUGUAAUUCCAUAUCAGAGAAAAGCUAGCCACAACAGGCAUCAGAUGAAGGUCACACAUGCAGACAUGAUCUGACUGCUAAAAGAUCUUUCUUGCAAAAGAUGCUUCCAAAUACAUACCCAAUCAAGGGAAAAGGUAGAAAGGGUAGAAGUACCUUAACUAACCCAUGCUGGCUUAUCAGUGGGACAAUAUAAUCACAUUCAAUCACAAUCAAAUCAACCAAGGAAUAUCUGAAAAGAAGCAUCUAUAUACGAUCAUUUUACAAUC